AUUCAGUCACUCAUCCUCUGACGUUAACCUCUUUUUAAAUGUUUGCAGCUAGAGGAGGGACGAUAUUAAAAGCACGAUCUACAACAUAAACUGUAAUUUAUUUCUUUGAAAAAUACUUUGGCUGGAUCCAAAAGUGACACGUUCUUCCUGAGCACACAGAGGUGACGGAUUCUCCCUGCCGGACAUGUGAAGGGGUGGAGGGGGGGCGGGAGGGGGUGCUGGUUGUCUGGAUCCUGGACUUGCAGCGCAUGCAGAUUUGGGACCUUUAAUGGCUUUCAGGUAGAGAACGAGGAGAGGCUGUCACCAUGAACUCUCUACAGUCGAUGGACCGGCACAUACAGCAGACCAACGACCGGCUGCUUUGCAUCAGACAGCACUUGCAAAAUCCGGCGAACUUCCAGACGGCAGCGACGGAGCUGCUGGACUGGUGUGGGGACCCGCGGGCCUUCCAGAGGCCCUUCGAGCAGAGCCUGAUGGCCUGUCUGACGGUGGUGAGCCGGGUUGCUGCCCAGCAGGGAUACGACCUGGACCUGGGGUACCGGCUGCUGGCAGUGUGCGCCGCUAACCGGGACAAGUUCACUCCAAAAUCCGCAGCUCUCCUGUCGUCGUGGUGUGAGGAGCUGGGGCGUCUUCUCCUCCUCCGGCACCAGAAGAACCGGGCCAGCGAGACCGCGGGGAAGAGCAUCCCCACCCAGCACAUGCCCUCCAUGAAGCCUGGCUUAUCACACGGCGAUGGAUCCUUCCCUUACGACUCCGUUCCCUGGCAACAAAACACCAAUCAGCCGCCAGGGUCCUUGUCUGUGGUGACGACCGUGUGGGGCGUGACCAACACAUCGCAGAGUCAGGUGCUGGGGAACCCCAUGGUCAACAGCAAUCCCAUGAAUCCCGGGGGCAACAUGUCCGCCAGCAGCCCUGGGAUGGGCUCGCCUCCGUUCCCCCCCAAAGGAGGCUCCGCCCACGCCUACCAGCAGGGCGUGUAUGGUCGGCAUGGUUACCCAGGAGGGGGCUUCAGUGGGAGUUACCCGGGGGGUCCGAACGGACCGGGGGGUAUGGGAAUGCCCCCUCAGACACGCGCCCCCGCGGACUUCACCCAGCCCGCCGCUGCGGCUGCCGCUGCUGCCGUCGCUGCCGCUGCUGCCACGGCAACCGCCACCGCCACGGCAACCGUCGCCGCCCUGCAGGAGACGCACAACAAGGACAUGACCCAGUACGGCCAGAUGUGUUCACCCUUCCAGUUGGCCCCCUCCCAGGCCUACAGCGGCCAGUUCCUGAACCAGGCCGGGCCCCGGGGCCCCCCCUCCGUCCAGGGUAGCAUGAGCCCUGUGGGCAUGGGGGCCUCCAACAUGAGCGGGCCCCCCAUGGGGAUGGCCCAGCCCAGGGCCCAGAGCAUGGGGCCCAUGGGGAGCCACAGUCAGAGGGGGCCCCAGGGGGGCUACAUGGGCCCCCGGCCCCAGUCCCUUCCCAUGCAGGGCAUGAAGAGGUCCUACCCGGGGGAGGUUUCACACCUCUCACCACAGGGUCCUUAUGGUGGCCAGCAGUACGGACCGAACAGCCAGUUCCCCAACCAGCAGGGCCAGUACGCCACCCCCAGCCCCACCCGCCCCCCACCCUCUCCCAGCUACCUGGGGCACAGGCCCCAAGGCCCCCAGACCCCCACGCAGUACCCCCCUCCAGGGGCCACCAUGGGCCAGUAUUACAAGCAAGACCCAUUCAAUGGUCAGACCAAUAGUUUCUCUGGGAGCGGGUAUUCCUAUAACCAAAACAGCGUGAAUGCGCCCUCCCGCACUGUCAGUAACUACCCCCACUCCCCAGUACCGGGGAACCCCACGCCCCCAGUGACCCCAGGAAGUAGUAUUCCACCAUACCUGUCCCCCAACCAGGACGUGAAGCCGUUUCCCUUAGAGAUGAAGCCAAAUGUCACUCUGACAGCCAAUGGGGGAGAGGAGCUUCGGCUGACCUUUCCCGUGAGGGACGGCGUGGUCCUGGAGCCCUUUCGGCUGGAGCACAACCUGGCGGUCAGCAACCACGUCUUCCACCUGCGGCCCUCCGUCCACCAGACGCUCAUGUGGAGGUCAGACCUGGAGCUGCAGUUUAAGUGCUAUCACCACGAGGACCGGCAGCUGAGCACAAACUGGCCAGCGUCCGUACAGGCCAGCGUCAACGCCACGCCCCUCACCAUCGAGCGCGGCGACAACAAGACUUCCCACAAGCCCCUGCACCUGAAGCAGGUGUGCCAGCCGGGGAGGAACACCAUCCAAAUCACCGUCACGGCCUGCUGCUGCUCACACUUGUUUGUCCUACAGCUGGUCCAUCGGCCAUCGGUCAGGUCUGUUCUGCAGGGUCUGCUGAAGAAGCGGCUGCUACCCGCUGAGCACUGCAUCGCUAAAAUCAAGCGGAACUUCAGCAGCUCUGCCGUGUCCUCGGGGAACGCCACGCUGAACGGGGAAGACGGGGUGGAGCAGACGGCCAUCAGGGUGUCCCUAAAAUGCCCCGUUACGUUCCGCAGGAUCAAGCUCCCAUCCCGCGGGCACGACUGCAAGCACGUGCAGUGUUUCGACCUGGAGACGUACCUGCAGCUGAACUGUGAGCGGGGAACAUGGCGGUGUCCCGUGUGCCAUAAAACAGCUCUGCUGGAGGGGCUCCAGGUGGACCAGUACAUGUGGAGCAUCCUGAAUGCCAUCCAAAAUUCAGAUUUUGAGGAAGUCACCAUCGACCCGACCUGUAGCUGGAGACCGGUGCCCGUGAAGACUGAGUUGCACAUCAAGGAGGACCCAGAUGGCCCUCUGGCCAAACGCUUCAAGACCACGAGCCCCAGCCAGAUGAUCCUGCCCAACGUGCUGGAGACGAUAGCACAGCUGGGGCCUGGCCCCUCCCCCUACCCAUCAGCCCCUGCUCCACACGGAAACAACAGCGACUAUAACAGCCAAGGCAACAGUUACCAAGGACAGGGAAAUUUUGAGUUCCCCCGCGGUGGUGCGAGCGGAACGCCUGUGAGUGACUUCAUUUCAGGACCCCAGCUGGCCCACCCACCGGACGGGCCUGGGGGCCUGGCGGUCCAGGACAAACCGGCCAAUCAUUGCCUGCCCGGAACGAUGGCUCAUCCAGGCUCUGAUCAGUCCCAUAAUUCAAUGCCACAUGGUUUGCAUGCGCCUCCUCACCCCAGCAGCCAAUCAGGGCAGCCGUUGCAUCGUCCCCUCCAGCACCCCGCCACACAGCCCUCUGUGAACAGCCACACGCACAGCCAGAUGACCUUUGACCCCCCCUCCAGCGUAGAAGCUCAGCAGGGGGGGCAGGGAGGCCCUGACAUUCCGGAGCCUUCCUUGGACCUCCUGCCAGACCUCCCCAAUCCCGACGAGCUGCUGUCCUAUCUGGACCCCCCCGACCUCCCCAGCAGCAGCAACGACGACCUCCUGUCCCUCUUUGAGAACAACUGACUCCCUCCUCUCCUCACGGCCUCCUGUCUGUGUUCCGCUGGCCUGGGCUGGCCUGGGAUGGACCGGGUCAAACCGAGGUAGCCUGGAUCAGACUGGAUUAGACCGGGUCAGACUGGGUUAGACCGGGUCAGACUGGAUCCGACUGGGUUAGACCGCGUCAGACUGGGAUAGACCGCGUCAGACUGGGAUAGACCGCGUCAGACUGGGUUAGACUGGGUCAGAUUGGAUCAGACUGGGUUAGACCGGGUCAGACUGGACAGCAGCCGUGCACUAAAGAUUGGCUGUUGAAAACAUGCACUCCAUUGACCUUCUUCCUCUGAGAGAAAACCUGCUCCAUCUCAACACUGACUGUAAGUCAGACAGGGAGGCCUCAGCGAAACAUUUUAAACUGAAAUGAACACUUUGGUUUCAAAGCAUUUGGAACAUUUGAAACUGUGCAGCUAUUGGUUUGUUUAUAUCUCACACAGGUCCCUGAACACUACAGAAGUAUUGUAGCAUUUUGUUUUAUGAUGACAAGAAAAUGGCUCCUUAUCCUGCCAGUGUCCUGAACCCCUUUCAACCUCGUUCUUCCAACCUGUCAGAGCCAAACUUCCCAAGGCUGACAUGAAGACAUGUCUGUUAAUGACAAGCACAAUAGCAAGGGCAGAGAGGGGGAAAAUGGCCUCUUACACACUGAAAUAAUUUUCAGAAAGUAUUUUCAGAAAUACUUAUUACCCCUUUGCAUCAUGCAGAAUCUGGAAAAUCGACUUUUUUCUUUAUUCCGUUAAAAAAAAUGACAUUCACAAUCAUGUUUUCAUUUAGAUAUUUAAAUCGCUUCUUGGAAAAUACAGCUCCCACAGUCGGUCUGAUAUCCCCUGAGAGGAGGCAGUAAGCAGGAGGGAGUAUGCUUGGGUCUGUACUGGGGAAUGUUACCGCAGUCCUGCACUGUCUUGAGUGGCUGUACCUCACCCUCGGUCUGUGUUCGGUCUGUGAGGCUUCUGCCUGGGCUCCUGUUUGUGUGUGCUGUUCUGUCCUCUCCAUCCCUGUCCUCCAUUACGUACAGUGAGUCCUGUAGUAAGUUCAUGUGUGCCAAAUCAGCCUGGUGUAAUGGUAUUAUAAACUGAAGAAUUUUAUGCUUUUUUAAAUUUUGUAUUGGUUUUAUUUAAUUUUUUUAAGAAACAUUUUUGUUUAGUGGAACGGCUUUCUGUUAUGCAAACACAACUUCUUAGUUUUGAUAUUAUGAAUUUGUAUGUUGUGUGUAUUGUUUUCAUUUUAAUUUAUAUAUUUGUGCACUUUUUUCAUGUACUGCAAAAAUUCAGUUAAUUUGUAAUUCUCAUCCGCUGACUGAAGGUGCUGGGCCUAGCUAGGUCUAUGGAAGGCUUGUUUGUGUGUUUUUCCAGUGUAUCAGGGUUGGAUUCAGUUGAGUGAGGAAUUUAAUUACAGUUCACUUCAUGAUUUGAAAAAUUGCCUAAAUAUUCUUGAGGAUUUUUCCAUUCAUGAAUAGAGUUCAGUCGAUCUGCUCAGUCGAUUGAUUUGAAAUGCAAUUAACCUCCACCCUGCAUUGUAGUACCAGGACUGUAGUACAGCUUGCAGAUGUGAAUAGAAAGAGAGAUUAUAUUUCAUGACACCUAAGUAGGAGAAAAGAGCAUACAUUUACACAUUUACUGAGUUAUUAAUGAUUAAUUUUGUACUAAUUUUUGUUAAGGUAGUGCAAUGUUAAAAUACAAACCUAUGUUACAGUUUCAUUGUAACAUUUUGUUUUGUCCUGGAAGCUCUGACACGCUUCCCUGUCCCCACCUUCAGCCUACUUGCAACCUGCGACAGGUUUGUUCAAACAAACAAACAAACAAACAAUAAACAAACAAACAAAAUGGCAGCCCCAGUCCUGGGACCACAGUGGAGAAAGGCUAUUAUAACUCCGAGAGGUAGUGUGGGUGAGCAAUUCUAAUUUAAAAUGUCAAAAACGUACCCCUGCUAUAGAAUCGUAAAUAUAUGGUUGUCCUCUGUGUUUGUGUGUAGAUAUUUUUUUUAACAAAUAUCUCUCUUCAUUGUUAUGUCCAGUAGUCUUUUUUGCCCAUUUUAUUAUUCUAUUUUGUGUGGGCAGGAAAAUGCUGUUGAAAAAUGCAACUUUGUUAUUUUAGAAGUUAUUGUAAAUAUUGCUGUGAAUAUUUUAGUUUGGACUCAUUAAUCAGUGUCAUUUGUGCAUAAUUUUAGCAUUUCUGUUUUUCCGCUAAAUCUUCCUCAAGCCGCCAGCUUUAACAUAAGGCUGUAUCUUUCUUAAUUUGUACACCAGAAUCCCAUCACUAAAUUAAAUUGAUUAGUUUGUUGAAAAUCUGUUCCCCUCUCAGGCCUCAGGUUACUCUGGGCGAAUAUUUUCUGAUGUGUUUUGAAGAAGUGCUCUUCCAUUUGCAUAGUAACUUUGAUGUGGGCAAAUCAUAUGAUUUCACUGAAUUCAUUUCUAAUAUUUUCCACAUCUACAGUAAAAUUCAAGUUUUCAAAAUGUAGCUGCUUGCUGGCCUUGCCAAUUUCAUGAAGUAUGAUCGCACCACAUGGAUGGGCAGUUGAUAUUUUGGCUAUUGAGUCAUACCAAUAGUUUUUAUGUAAUGUCCUAUGUUUUAAAAAUUCAUUAUGGCCUUAUUUUGAAUACAUCAAUGCUAUUCUAUUAUUGUCUAUUGUAAUUAAAAAAAUAAUUUGUGAAUUCUGAAGACCAUAUAAAAUGUAUACUUGUAAAUACAUUUUGAAGGCUUUCACACAAUUAAAAUUGUUUUUCAAAUGUUUAGUUUUUUUAUUAUUAUUAUUCAUAUGCUGGUGAUCACAUUAUUUCCAUUAUUUUCUUUUCACAGACUUUUAUAUUGACAUUAACACUUGAAAAAAUAUAUCAUCCAGUUGACAAGAGGAUGAAUAUGGAAGAAUAUACUAGUUGAAAACAACCUGUGAAUAUAACAUUCUUUAAUAACACAAAUCCUCUGGCAGUGCAUUUUAUCUGUACAUAGAGACAUGUCUAAUACAUUGAGUAUGCCGACUGUGAGGUCUAAGUUGGCUCAGUCAGUGGACCUCUAGUGUCCUGUAGUUAGGCAGUAGCUAAAAACAAGAGUCUUCUAAGGAAAAUGAUAAUCACAGCCACAUUCAAGCUUCUCCACGGAACUGUAGGACCCAAAUAGACUACAGUGUGGAAUGACUCAAUGAAUGCCUGCACAUAAUGUAAAUUCCAAAUCCACAUUUUUUUUUAAAGAACUUGUAUGUAUUUCCCGAUGGGAAGAUGCAAUGCUUAUUUAGGAUCGUUAAGUUUUGCAACACCCGUCGUGGAAUCUGAGCAUUCGUGCCCUUGUCUAAAUACACCUUUACUCCUUUGAAGGCAAGUUUAUUUUACCAUGAGUGUAAUAUUGAGAAAAAUGUGUUUUAGUCUUACCUGUGUAUUUUCAAGGUGCUACAUAAAAAAAACAACAACAAAAAAACAUGGAACAUUCAUGGCUGUGGGAUGGGGCAAUGACGUAGGACCAAAUAUGGUCCCAAAAGAUUCAAAGUUUGUACAUACUUUUGAUAUGAUCGCACAGAAAAAGAUACACAUUUUCAGUAAUUCAUGCAAAAGUAGCUAUUGCUUUCUGUUUGUAUAUUGUAUGUACUGUAAAUUUGCUUAUUUUAUAUUCUCAACUGGUCAGAAAAAAAGAAUUGUGAUUAUUAGUCUUGUAAAACUAUAUGUAGUUAGAUGAUGUGACAGCCUAAUAUUUAUCUAAUAAACAUAUGUAUUCUGAUUAAAUGUA
Messenger RNA from Conger conger (European conger), 7174 nucleotides. Its product is annotated as zinc finger MIZ domain-containing protein 1-like. The record is from RefSeq and is a predicted model, not a curated record. Gene Ontology annotation, molecular function: SUMO ligase activity; zinc ion binding. The coding region runs from base 306 to 3434 and encodes 1042 amino acids. NCBI's taxonomy places the organism in Eukaryota, Metazoa, Chordata, Actinopteri, Anguilliformes, Congridae. The transcript has 23 exons. Gene Ontology annotation, biological process: regulation of transcription by RNA polymerase II; protein sumoylation.